CGCAAACAUGCAAGCUUCCGUUUGAUAAUCUGAUGGGGAGCGAGUUUUUAAAAACCGUUUCAAAAUCUGAUGGGGAACCAGUGUUCUAAAACACCAAGACGACCCAAACAGACGUCUACAAGAUCAAACGGGUUCGCAAUGACUCCUCGGAUAAGUGACGGUGAUCGCGAUGUCAUGGUCAAAUCCAUCCGAAAAGAUGACCAGAACAUUAUAGACACUAUUACGAAAGAACUGCACCAAACCCCGCAGAUUUUUGUGAUUAAUAAUAUGAUUCUAUCGACUCAGUUUUUUGGUGAUCACAAAGAGAUUAUAAAGCAGCUACAGCACGCGUCAUCAAGUCCAAGGGAGAAAGAGCUCAACAAGACCCUUCUUAAAGACGAAAUCAUGGAAUGUACAAAUCCGGAUGUUAUUUUCGAAAAAGUACACGAAAAUGUUAUAUUCAGAUCAUACGAAGAAGACAGUCAGCCAGAAUCGCUAGUUGCCAGGAGAACAUAUGUAAUAAAUGACCUGAUAGAAGUGGUGAACUCGAAUGAAAUUCCUCAAUAUACGUCAAUCGAUAAGCCUAGUUAUCAAGUGAAAAUUGAAGAAUCAAAUCGCAAAGGUUUCGUCAAGCUUCAGCAGGUGGAAGUGACAACGACACCCAAAAUAGCUGAGUACGCCACGGAAUACGAGCCGACCCCAGGUCCAUCAUCUAGACCGGAUUCGGAGUACGAUUACACUAGAAUAACGGAGCUGAGAACUCCGAAACCGUUAGAAGUAGAGGAGGGUGCGGAAAGAAGGGACACUCUACCGGAAACGUGCUUUUCUACACGAAAAGUUAGAAAAAUCCCGGACGAAUACUUCGACGACGAUAACAUCGAAUAUCUCCAACAAUUAGCAUCCACCGAUUUAUUCAAAGAGAUCACUUAUAUAAACUCUAGUGGGUUUAUGAAAUAUUUUCAAAAUGUCCUUUUUCCCGGAACUCUUGGAAAAACUUUAGGAUAUGACGAAGAAUCUCUAUCAUACGCCCGGGCUAUUCCUGGAAAAAUAUUUUGUGAUGAAUUGGAUCUUGGGACCAAUGUGAUUACUUCAUGCGAGGUUGUCCCGUCAGUGUCGAUACAAUGGCCGCAGGAACUGACGUUCGAAUUUAUUUAUAGAGAAGAUAGGCCAACGUUCAUCGAUACGCGGACGGGAAUAAAUUAUAGAUGGCCGACUACGGAUAUGGUAAAAGAAAUUACUUCGAUGAACUGUUGUCUAGUACCAAAGGGAUACGUUAAAAAGAAGGGAGAGCACCAAGAUUCAAGUUUGGAAUGGGAAAUACAUUUUCCUAAAGCCGAGCGUUACUUGGAAGCGCGCAUGUCUCACGCUCAAAUGAAAUGCUACCUAGUCCUGCUAACCCUACACAAAACUUUCAUAGCGCCUGUCACCAGACAGCAAGGGUUAUUGGUGGAACAUAUCAGAACGCACAUGUUCUGGGAAUGCGAAGCGAACUAUAGAAACUGGCCCGAACACAGAUUGGGAACUAAAUUGUUGAUAGUUAUCAAAAAUCUAGCCCAAAGGCUUUUUCAAUGCACCCUCCCGAAUUUCUUUAUCAAGCAACAGAAUCUAUUCGAUAAUAUCCCCAAGAAAUAUCUCCAGUUUGCCCAAAAGACAUUCUUGAAGAUUUUGGAGUCGCCGGCACCGCAUUUCAUCAAGGCAUUACGCAACUUGAGAUACACAUCGGGCAAGUUCUAUUCGCCUUUAGAUUACAGAGAACUGUACACAGAUCUGACCGCCGAAAACAGUAUUACUUUAAUAAACCAGAAGAUUCCAACGGGUCCCAGACCGACCUACAUCCGAACGAGGAAGUACGACGACCCGGAACUGCAAUGGAAACAUAUUCAAGAACUGCAAAAGAAGAAGGAAAUUUUGCGCAAGCGGCGCGAAGCGGAAGAAAAACAGGCUAUGAAAGAAGCGGAAGCAAUCCAAGCCGCUGCCUCUCAAGACUGGCUAAAUUUAGAGGUAAAAAUAGACAAAACGUUCGACAACUCCAAAGUGAAAGCGAUUUUGGUGUUGUUCUUGCGCAACUUUAUCGAAAUCGCCAAAGUAGCCAAGAAGGUAUCGGUGGGCGAACAGGCAGAAUUCUAUCUGAAACAAGCGUCUUACCUUACGGUUUUGCUAGAAGAAACUGCUGGGGCGUUCAUCGAAGAAGCUCGCGAAUACAAAGCGAUCAUAUUCGAAGAAGAGGAACGGAUCAAGAGGAAGGCGAUCCGAACCGCGUCUCAAAGCAGCGACCACGAGAAACCUUCUGUGCCGUUAAGAAACGAAAUUACUCAGCAAAUCGGCAAAAACUCGGUUCGUCUGCACAAGCUGCAGACGUCUUUCGCAAACGGACCUCCGCCAGUAAAAAUGACGAAUUUGAAACCGAAACAGAGUAGUUUUACUAACAGGAACGCUCCCAAAAAGAGUGUUGCGUUUGCUUGAUUGCCAAUAAUGUCGUAUUUUGUCUAAACAAAAAAACAAAAAGCAUCCCCAAAACACAUUUCAUAUUCAAACGAAAAAUGUUAGUGGAAAACUUGUAAAAAAAUGUUUUUUAUUGUUCAUAAGUAAUAAUAUCUAUAUGAGCCGUAGAUAUAGCAAAAUAUUAAAUAUUGUGAA
Messenger RNA from Cylas formicarius (sweet potato weevil), 2616 nucleotides. RefSeq lists its product as uncharacterized. Lineage: Eukaryota; Metazoa; Arthropoda; Insecta; Coleoptera; Brentidae. The record is from RefSeq and is a predicted model, not a curated record. Bases 70 to 2442 code for a protein of 790 amino acids. The transcript has 6 exons.